Molecule: messenger RNA, 1280 nt
Organism: Heterobilharzia americana
Lineage: Eukaryota; Metazoa; Platyhelminthes; Trematoda; Strigeidida; Schistosomatidae
Source: the annotation of a GenBank genome assembly
GCCCAUUCUAGUUAUCAUUCAAUCAUUCUUCAAGUGAUAUUGACGGCUGCUUAACGGAAAAUGGUUCUAUCAUCGAGUCGUUCUAGUAUCAAAUGUAUUUCAUUCAAUUUAUCUCGAGUACGAUUUGUCAGUGAACGGGAAACACAGUAUCAGGAACUAGUAGUAACUGGCAGUUGGUUAGAGGAGGUUAACCGUAUAUGUUUAUGGCAGUAUGAUGCCAGUGCAGCUAUUGAUGAUGGAAAAAUCAAACCCAUGUCAGAGAAUGAAGAUUGUACUGUCGCUGGUGUACUUGGUGAUACUGAUGAUGAUCCGCGUCUCUUGUGUUCUCUUGUGCAUCCAGGCUCUGUUCAAGAUCUUAAGGUUCAUCAUGAAAAUAAAAUUAUCUUUUCCGCUAGUUCAAAUGGUAGUCUUCAGCUAUUUCAAGCCUAUAAUGCUCAGCCAUGUCUGGUUCGACUAACUGAAACUGACUGGAUGCCUUUUGGGCAGCCCAUCUUAUGUGGCAAUAUCCCGACAGCUUUAUCUUGUCUUGCGCUCAGCGCCGAUGGUAGGCAUGUAUAUGUAAGCAAUGAAUUCGGUCAGUUGACUGCUGUCGAAGUUGGUCGUAUUCCUCGUUUUCAGAAAGAUGACCAUACUAAAUGCAGUAAUGAUGCAGUAAUAACAUCAGGAGGUGAUAUUUGUACAGUGAAUGCCCUUGAACGUGUAGAUAAUUCUACAUUAGCAAGUGUGAAUCAAUUGGGUCAAUUAAAGCUAUGGGAUUUACGCAUUGGUUUUAUCAAAUCACAACGUAGACUUUUACGUUCUGGGGGAAUUCAACCUCUUCUAUGCUUAGGCCAACAUCCUGGACAACCGCAUCUUUUAUGUGUAGGUGGUGUUAGUAGUUCUGGUGCACCUGCUUGUAUAUGGGAUUUAAGAGCUGAACAAUAUCCAUUGACUGAAUUACCUUGUGAUGGUCAAAGUGUAUGGGAAACAGCUUUUCAUCCACGUCAACCAAAAUAUUUGUAUAUGGCUACAGAAACAGCCGGUUUACUUCAGAUUAGUAAUCGUGAUGAAUCAGAUUCAUGGAGUGGCUCCAGUGGUUCACGUCGAAAGUUAACUGUAUCAUCAGCUUUACCCGAAGAUACAUCAGCUAGGAAUGCAAUUUCUUUUGAUAUUUCCAACACCUUAUUGGUUUGUAGUCAUUCAGACACUAUUUUACAAACUGUUCCUUGUGAUGUGUACUUGUAUUGAACAUGAAUUACUAUUAUUAUUGUCAUUAUCAUUAUUAUAAGUUUAUUGUUGUA